This is a messenger RNA of Apiotrichum porosum, 540 nucleotides long. RefSeq lists its product as uncharacterized. The coding region runs from base 1 to 540 and encodes 179 amino acids. Lineage: Eukaryota; Fungi; Basidiomycota; Tremellomycetes; Trichosporonales; Trichosporonaceae. The record is from RefSeq and is a predicted model, not a curated record. The transcript has 3 exons.
AUGUCCACUGCCGCGCUCCCCACCCCACCCCACCGCAUUUUCAAGGACACCGUGUUCCUCGUGCAGUCCGUCGGCUGCAAGAGGAAGCAAGUGGGCCACUUCGAGCGCGAGAUCGUCUUCCGUGGCGGUGCCUUCACCCGCCAGGUCACCGACCCCAGCAUCACCCACGUCCUCAUCUGGUCCGUCCUCCCGGCCCCACCUGGCCCUUACACGGCCCCCCAGGACAUCAACGUGAACGCGUGGUCCGGCCACGACCUCGUCACCCGGUUCACCUCGGACGAGUACUCGAACGUCAUCGUCGUCAACACCCAGUUCUUUGUUCUCUGCAGGGAGAGCAAGGCUCUUCUGGGCGAGGACUGCAACUAUGGCGGCAUGCGCAUCAAGAGCGUUGACCACCCCGGCCCCAUGGACACCCACAUCCCGGUUGAACGCGAUAAUGCUGCCCUCCCUGGAAUCCACGCUGGCGCCGCCCUGGUUAUCGUCAUCCUCCUUGUGGUGGCCACCCUCCUUGCCGGCGGCUGGGGCACGGAAGCCAUCUAG